This is a messenger RNA of Bolinopsis microptera, 1699 nucleotides long. Its product is annotated as arylsulfatase B-like. The coding region runs from base 230 to 1648 and encodes 472 amino acids. The record is from RefSeq and is a predicted model, not a curated record. The transcript has 2 exons. NCBI's taxonomy places the organism in Eukaryota, Metazoa, Ctenophora, Tentaculata, Lobata, Bolinopsidae.
UAUUUUGCUGCUUUGCUCUGUUGGCACCGCAAUAGCUUUGAAGAACAGUGAUUAUGCAGAAAAACAACCCAAUAUAAUUUACAUUCUGAGUGAUGACUUAGGGCAUUCUGAUGUGGGCUUCACAAAUGGUCAUGUCGAAACUCCGAAUCUUAAUAGGCUCGCAAGAGAAGGAGUUUUACUAACGCAGAACUACGUUCAACAAGUUUGCUCUCCAACAAGAGGUGCUCUCAUGUCAGGAAGAUAUCCAUUUCACACUGGAUUACAACACGAAGUCAUCUAUCCGGGUGAGCCAUGGGGACUUCCACUAGACGAAACCAUAAUGCCUCAGGUCCUCAAGGAGUACAACUACUCCACUCAUGCGGUGGGAAAGUGGCAUAUGGGCAUGCAUAAAUGGGCUUUUACACCGCUUUAUAGAGGAUUUGAUGAUUUCUUUGGCUACUACAUGGGAGGAGAGAACUACGACACCCACUUAAAAGACAAAGGCUUGGAUUUGAGAAGUAAUUUCUUUGAUGAAAAUGGAAAAUUUGUGGACGAACUACGUUGGGAUUUGGACGGAAGAUAUAGCGCAGAGUUGUAUUCAGAGCGCACAGUAGAUUUGGUUAACAAGCUCAAAUCUCAGGAGGAUCCUUUCUUCAUCUACUUAGCUUAUCAAAGUGUCCAUGCUCCACAUAUGGUUCCUCAAAGAUACAUCGACCAAUUUUCUUCCCACAUCACAGAUAAAAAGGAAAAGGUAUUCGCUGCAAUGGUGAGCUCUAUGGACGAAGGAAUUGGGAACAUCACCAAAGCAUUAGAGAGCACAGGUUUGGCAGACAACACAAUUAUUGUAUUCAGUUCAGACAAUGGUGGCAAUGUGAACUGUGUAGGAAAAGUGACCUCAAGCAAUUAUCCUUACAGAGGCGGUAAACGGGCUCUUUAUGAGGGUGGCGUUAGGUCCCCUUCAUUCAUAUGGGGUAGAAACAGGUUAGCUCCUUCCAAGUCUGACGCUAUGAUACAUGUCACCGACUGGUUGCCAACUUUCUGGUCACUGGCUAGUCUCCAAGGCAAAUUGAACCCUAAUAAUCCGAUCAAAACAAAACCACUCGAUGGAAUCAACCAGUGGCUGGCUAUUUCAGAGAACUUGCCAUCUAACAGAACUGAAUUUGUUAUAAAUAUCGACCCUUUUCCUGUAAAGUGUGGUCAUCAAGUGUCGCAUGCUGGACUAAGAUGGAAGGAGUGGAAGCUAAUCAUCGGUCAAGGAGGUCCUCCAAGUGGCUGGUACCCUGCUCCUGGUGAUGCUAAUCUUGAGAACCCUUGUGGACCUCAGGACAGCUACAUUGAGUUAUACAACAUCAUUGAGGAUCCAUCAGAAACAAGGAAUGUGUCAGACAAGUUUCCAGACAUUGUCCAGAUGCUUACAGAGAAGAUAAAGGCUUACAAUGCAACAGCGGUGCCGAUAGGAAACAAACCAUAUGAUCCAGCCUCUGAUCCAAAACACUUCAAUUACACUUGGAUGCCUUGGCUGGAUAUGUUUGCUGAAGUCCCGGAUGAGACAUAUACGCUCACUAAAGAUCUCUGGCUUUCUGGAAAUGAACUCACUGAGGAUGAUAUUCUCUCUUCAAGAGACGCAUGUUUUGAACCCGAUCAAGACAUUAACACUGUAGAAUUUUGAAGAAUACAAAUACACUGGACUGUUCAAAAGUUUUAUUUAUUUUUGAUUCCA